Messenger RNA from Vicia faba (fava bean), 570 nucleotides. The record is from the annotation of a GenBank genome assembly. Lineage: Eukaryota; Viridiplantae; Streptophyta; Magnoliopsida; Fabales; Fabaceae.
AUGGAAGAUAAAAUUGACAACAAGCGCAAAGCCACAAUGGCACCUAACGAUGAUGAUGGUCGUCAUAAUCAGGAUCUUCCGGUUCCCUUCAGAAAAGUAAAAGUACUUAUUGUUGACAAUGAUCCUCGCACUCUAAGGAUUCAUGAAAACCUAUUGAAAUCACUUGGUGUGGAAACUCGUGCUGUCAAAGAUGGUCGAGAAGCCAUAAACGUAACUGCUUGGAAUGAUUAUUCUCUUCCAGCCUAUGACCUAAUUCUCAUUGGUAGACAUUUACCUUUCAGAAACGGGAUUGAGGUGACGAAGACACUGCGAGCUAUAGGAUACCCUAGCAGGAUUGUUGGAGUGACACAUUCUCUAACAGAAGCUGAGCGGGAAGAGUUUAUGAGUGCAGGGGUAGAUGAUAUAGUUGAUUAUGAGAGGCCAAUGUCCCUUGAAACUGUUAAGAGGCUAGUUGCAGAAACUCCCCCUCCCCGAGUGUGGAGGGAAAAAGUUAUUUAUGAUGAUCAUAUUAAUGGUAAUGGUUCUGGGUCUACUUCUAGUUCUAGGAAAGUUUCUAGAAAGAUUAAGUAG